This is a messenger RNA of Protobothrops mucrosquamatus (brown spotted pit viper), 1250 nucleotides long. RefSeq names its product arrestin beta 2 (gene ARRB2). Gene Ontology annotation, cellular component: cytoplasm. The transcript is spliced from 15 exons. Gene Ontology annotation, biological process: signal transduction; positive regulation of ERK1 and ERK2 cascade; G protein-coupled receptor internalization. The coding region runs from base 1 to 1230 and encodes 409 amino acids. Lineage: Eukaryota; Metazoa; Chordata; Lepidosauria; Squamata; Viperidae. The record is from RefSeq and is a predicted model, not a curated record. Gene Ontology annotation, molecular function: angiotensin receptor binding.
AUGGGGGAGAAAGCGGGCACCAGAGUUUUCAAAAAGUCCAGCCCCAACUGCAAACUCACUGUUUACCUGGGAAAGCGUGACUUUGUGGAUCACCUGGACAGGGUUGACCCCGUUGACGGCGUGGUUCUUGUUGACCCGGAAUAUCUCAAGGAUCGGAAAGUUUUUGUGACGCUGACGUGUGCCUUCCGCUAUGGCCGUGAGGAUCUGGAUGUCCUGGGCCUCUCCUUCCGCAAGGAUCUCUUCCUGGCCUCCUGGCAGGCCUUCCCCCCCGCCGAGGGCAGCCCUGAGCAACUCACCCGCCUGCAGGAGCGGCUGCUGCGCAAACUGGGUGCCAACGCCCACCCCUUCAGCUUCAUGAUCCCCCAGAACCUGCCCUGUUCAGUGACAUUGCAGCCGGGCCCGGAGGACACGGGGAAGGCUUGUGGCGUGGACUUCGAGAUUCGGGCAUUUUGUGCCAAAAACCUGGAGGAGAAGAUUCACAAAAGGAACUCCGUCCGCCUGGUUAUCCGGAAAGUCCAGUAUGCCCCCGAGAAGUCUGGCCCGCAGCCCAUGGCCGAGACCACCCGCCAUUUCCUGAUGUCCGACCGCUCCCUACACCUGGAAGCUUCCCUCGACAAGGAGCUUUAUUAUCACGGUGAGCCAAUCAGCGUCAACGUUCACGUGACCAACAACUCCAGUAAAAGCGUCAAGAAAGUGAAAGUGGCCGUGCGGCAGUACGCAGACAUCUGCCUCUUCAGCACCGCCCAGUACAAGUGUCCGGUGGCCCAGAUUGAGCAGGAAGACCAGGUGGCCCCCAGCUCCACUUUCUGCAAGGUUUACACGCUCACACCGCAGCUGAGCAACAACCGGGAGAAGCGAGGCCUGGCCCUGGACGGGAAGCUGAAGCACGAGGACACCAACCUGGCCUCCUCCACCAUCGUGACGGAGGGCAUCAACAAGGAAGUCCUGGGCAUCCUGGUCUCCUACAGGGUCAAAGUGAAGCUGGUGGUCUCCCGGGGAGGGGACGUGGCGGUGGAGCUGCCCUUUGUCCUGAUGCACCCGAAGCCCCCCGAGCAGCUCUCCCCGAUGCAGCCCCCAGCAGAUGUGCCAGAAUCAGACCUGCCGAUCGAUGCCAACCUGAUUGAGUUUGAGCCCAAUUUCGGGCAGGAUGACGACAUCGUGUUCGAGGACUUUGCGCGGCUGCGCCUGAAGGGCACGAAAGACGACGAGGAGGCCGAUUACGUCUGCUAGGGGGCCCUUGGGGCAGCCCC